Macroventuria anomochaeta is the source of this 661-nucleotide messenger RNA. RefSeq lists its product as uncharacterized. Lineage: Eukaryota; Fungi; Ascomycota; Dothideomycetes; Pleosporales; Didymellaceae. The transcript has a single exon. The record is from RefSeq and is a predicted model, not a curated record. Bases 241 to 591 code for a protein of 116 amino acids.
UUGCCGAGAACCUUCCAGAAUGCGAUUUUAGCCGUCCGAAGGUUGGGCUAUUGCUACAUAUAGAUCAAUGCUCUGUGCAUUAUACAAGAUUCGCGGAAAGACUGGGAACGGGAAUCUCGGAAAACGAGCGUUGUCUACAGUCAGGCCGUUGUGACUCUAGCAGCAUCCUCAAGUGACAGCGUCCACGAGGGCCUAUCUAAUCAACAAAACAUCAGCCAAUCAUCUGAAGCUCGGAACACAAUGAGAGUGAGCGAGACGACAGGCCUGAACGAAAGAAUCGAGCUACUCAUCUACGAGAGUUGUAGAAAAGAGGUACCACCUUUGAUAGUCAAUUGCGCACUUGCAGAUCGUGCGUGGGCUUGUCAAGAACGAGUUCUCUCACCUCGCAUCUUGCACUAUACAACGGAGCAGCUCUUCUGGGAAUAUCGACAUCAUUUCCACGCUGAAGAAGGUAUUCAGUCAUUCAAUAAUUUCAAUUUCGGUAGUGGGUUUACGACUGCACGUGGUAUCGUAUGGCGUCUCAUGCGCCAGAACGCCGGAUCAUUUGACCGCUUAUUAGGGCGGUACAAUGAGAUACUACAUGGAGAAUAGACUUUACGAAAGUUGGCACGCGAAAGCGACCAUCUGUCCGCUGUAUCAGGUCUAGCCAGAUGUGUACAGG